AUGUCUGUUGGUGCCAUUGGAGGCUUCCUUGGCACAGGGCUUGGCUUCGCCUCGCCGACUCGACCCUGCGCCGCCCUGUCCGACUCUGUUAACUUUCAACAAAGCAAAUCGGCUGUGAGAUUGAAGGAGGACAUGAAAAAGAUAGCCGCACUCCCACUGAACAAGCAGAGGGACACGACCGCUCCAAAGGUGUUUGGUGUGAGUCUUCUGGAGCUCCAGCAGCAGGGACUGAGCAAGAACGGCAUCCCAAUAGUUGUGUGGAAUAUAGUUGAGUACCUCACCCAGCAUGGUAUGACGCAGGAAGGCCUCUUCAGGGUAAAUGGCAGCAUGAAAAUGGUAGAACAGUUGCGUCUGCAGUAUGAGCGUGGAGAAGAGGUGGAACUUGUUAAAGAUGGUGAUGUGUACUCAGCAGCCAGUCUGUUGAAAUUAUUUUUGAGAGAGUUACCAGAUGGGAUUAUCACCUCUGCCUUACAUCCCAGGUUCAUUCAGCUUUACCAGGACACUAGAAACGACAUGCAGAAGGAAAGUAACUUGAAAGAACUCCUUAAAGAACUGCCUGAUGCUCAUUACUGCCUGCUGAAGUAUCUGUGCCAGUUCCUGGUAAAGGUUGCUGAACAUCAUGUAGAGAACAGGAUGAACCUUUGCAAUCUUGCCACUGUAUUUGGACCAAACUGCUUUCACGUGCCCUCUGGAUUUGAAGGUAUAAAAGAACAGGAGAUCUGCAACAAGAUAAUGACAAAAAUGCUGGAAAAUUACAAUACCUUGUUUGAACUAGAAGGUUUGAAGAAGGAUGAAGAAAAGCCCAUGCGUGAAGAGCUAGCAAGAAUUAUUUUGGUAAGAAUGACAAAGUCUGCAAUGGAGGGAUCCAGCCAAACGUGCCUAGUGCCACAACCAAGCCUGUCAGAUGGAAUACCUCAGCUCAGCCUCCGAUUAACAGACGGUGGUUCAUGUUGGAAAGAGAUGGAUUUAACAGAUGAAAUCUCCUUCAUUAACAGUGAUGCGUUUUGCUCCAGCUCCCAAGAAGAUGAGCGGCCUAUGUCACCCUUCUAUGUGAGGACUCGGCUUGGCCAGGUUGAAUCUGGCCUUCCUGCUACAGGAGAGUAUUUAGAGAAGACAAUCCGCUCAGCCGUGGAGCAGCAUCUCUUUGAUGUUCAUGGCUCAGGCGGCCAGAGUUCAGAGGACUCUGAAUCGGGAACAUCUUCAGCCUCUUCUAAUGUGUCUGCCAGGCAGAGGAGGCGACAGCACAAAGAGCAGGAGGAAGCCCGGAGAAACAGAGACAUGGAAGUUGUCAACAAAGAAAACAUUCCCUCUGGAUUCAGCAAUCUUGAAGACUGUAUUCUAGCUGCUCAAGAAGUAGAAAAAUUACAAGACAACAGCUCCGGAUAUCUUAGUGAAAGGAAUAAACCAAAACGGCAGAAAUCCAGCACCAAGCUUUCCGAGCUUAAUGACAACCAGGACAGUCCUGUGAGUAUGGAAAGCUUUAGCUCAUCCAGGCCUAUAGACAGAACAGGACCUGAUGACAUGGAAAUUUUAUCUGAAGAAAGCAAAGAAAGUGAAAACGAUGAGGUUUUUUUCAAGCACUCUCAGCUGACUUCAGGUAUGAAGAUUCAAGAGCAUCCAAGCAUUCCUGAAAACAAGCUGCAAAGAAAUCAAGAUGCUGAUGAUCAGGAAAACAGCUUUGUGUCAGAAGUGCCUCGGCUGGAUUUGACAGCGCUAUGUGAUGACAACAACUGGGAAGAGCCCAUCCCUGCUCUUUCCUCAUGGCAGCGAGACGGCUUAGACUCAGAUGAGGCUCGCCUUUCCCCGCAGGCCGGUCGCUUAAUUCGCCAGCUUCUGGACGAGGACAGCGAUCCUAUGCUGUCCCCUCGCUUCUAUGCUUAUGGACAGAGCCAACAGUACCUGGAUGAUACAGAAGUGCCUCCUUCCCCUCCCAAUUCUCAUUCCUUCAUGAGGAGGCGGAGUUCAUCUUUGGGAUCUUAUGAAGAUGACAGAGAGGACCUUACCCCUGCGCAACUCACCCGGAGGAUUCAGGGACUGAAAAAAAAGAUCAGGAGAUUUGAGGACAAAUUCGAAGAGGAGCGGAAAUACAGACCUUCCCACAGCGACAAAGCAGCCAACCCUGAAGUGCUCAAAUGGACAAAUGAUUUGGCCAAAUUCCGAAAGCAACUUAAAGAGUCAAAACUGAAGAUAUCUGAGGAAGACCUUGGACCUGUUGUGCGUCAGCGGAGCAACACGCUCCCCAAGAGCUUUGGCUCCCAGCUCGAAAAGGACGACGACAAGAAGCAAGACCUGUCAGAUAAAUCUGCCAAGCCUGCCGUGGAAGCAACCCUUGAUUCUAUCCAGAAGAAGCUUCAAGAAAAACGAACAGAGACAAACCGACCUGAAGAUAUUAAGGACAUGACAAGAGACCAGAUAGCAGCUGAAAAAGUGGCUCUUCAAAAAGCUUUGCUGUAUUACGAAAGCAUUCAUGGCAGACCGGUUACCAAAAAUGAACGACAGGUGAUGAAACCGUUGUAUGACAGGUAUCGCUUGGUCAAGCAGAUCCUCUCCAGAGCCAACACCAUCCCUAUCAUUGGUUCCCCCUCCAGCAAGCGGAGAAGCCCUUUGCUGCAGCCAAUUAUCGAGGGCGAAACAGCUUCCUUCUUCAAGGAGAUAAAGGAGGAAGAGGAGGGGUCCGAGGAGGACAGCAACGUGAAGCCAGAUUUCACAAUUACCAUGAAAACAGAUUUCAACGUGCGUAGCUUCUUGGAUCAACUAGAAGAUGAUGCUGAUGGCUUUGUUUCGCCAGUGGAUGAUAAGAUGCCAUCUAGGAGCAAUCAGGAUAUGGGGCUUUCAAAUCUCCAUGAAGCAUCCAUCCCUGAACUGUUAGAGCAGCUCCAAGAAGUCAGGGAAGAGAAGAAGCGAAUCAGAAAAAAAUUGAGAGACUUUGAAGAUAAUUUUUUCCGACAAAAUGGAAGGAAUGUGCAGAAGGAAGACCGCACUCCUAUGGCUGAAGAAUACAAUGAAUACAAGCAGAUUAAGGCCAAGCUGAGGCUGCUGGAGGUCCUGAUCAGUAAAAGAGAUAUUAGCUCCAAAAUCAUGUAA
Molecule: messenger RNA, 3084 nt
Organism: Charadrius vociferus (killdeer)
Lineage: Eukaryota; Metazoa; Chordata; Aves; Charadriiformes; Charadriidae
Gene: FAM13A
Product: family with sequence similarity 13, member A
Exons: 24
Coding region: 1-3084 (1027 amino acids)
Biological process (GO): signal transduction
Source: RefSeq, a predicted model, not a curated record